CGACCCCGGCAGGUUACCCCUGUGCUUCUCGCGACUGAAGAGCCUUUGGUGUGCAGCCCACUGCAUACAGUCUCCAUCAUCCUUCCUUUCGCAAGCCCGGUGACUCCUUAGUUUGGGCACCAGCUUCCACGGUUCGGCAAUUCAGCCAUGGCAUCCGCACAGGGCAAUCACCAGCAGCAUAGCUCAGACGACGCAGAUCGCAAGAACCGCUUCCUGUCUGACCAUGGCACGGACACCCCUAACAGCCUCCGCGAGCGCGCAGCUAGUCAGCCGCCAAGAAGUACUAGUCAAGGGUUCACGUCUUCCCCUAUGCAGCCGACGAGGAACCCCUCUGGGACCAUCUGGCCUCGUCUCUCCGGUCUCAAUCCUAACAGCAUCAAUGGUGCCCUUCCAUCCUCAGUUCCCACGCGAAGCGUAUCGUUCUCUUCCUCUCCUCCCAGCCACGCCUUCUCCUCUGUCAUGCGUGACUCUCGCUUUGCCUCCACCUUCGAGGACGACGAGUUUGAGGCCAUGUCCGAUAUCCAGGACUACGACACGUACGACCCGUACAUCGAUGACCCAUACCGCCGCGCAUCCAUGUCGACCACGCGCGGGCGCACAUACGCGGCGGAUCUGACACGGAGCAGGUCGCAGUCGCUCGCGACAGCGCGCCCGGGCGCAUUGGGCGGCGGCAUGUCACCCCAUGGGAGCAGUCGCUACGGGUCGCUAGGCGCACUGGGCAGGUCAUCAUCGAGCGGCUACGGCUCUAUCACGGACCCGUCGAACAUGAGUCCUUUCCGCCGAGACGUGGGCCAGAUCCUCCUGGACGAUGGCUCCGCCUUUCGAGAGCUGUACGCUAUGCACCCACCGCGCGACGAGAACGGCGGCGGCGGGAGCGGGACUACCAGCCGACGUCAUAGUGUGAGCGUGGUCCAGCCGCGAAGGCCGACUAUUGUUGGAUUCAAUGCACCAGGUGGAGACACGGAGGAGAUGUCCCGCCCCGGGGCUUUCCACUCUGCUUCCUUCGCAGGCGGUGGAGGCCUGUUGCUCACGGACGACGAUCUCGCUAGCGAUCUAAAUAUGCUCAACCUUCGCGACGAACCUCGUACGCCCUCGUCGAUGCAGCCUCCCAGCCAGCCGUCGUCGCUCCCCAUCUAUGCGCCCCUCUCCCGCAGCCCGCCCUCUGCAGACCGCCUCUCGCCGUACCAGCCGCUGCACCUCAACAUCCCCGGCAACUCGUAUGCGUCGCGUCAGUCCAUGGGCUCGCCGAGCGAGAGCGGACUCUCGGGCGGCAGCCCUAGCCGUGGCCACAUCGACAGCAUCGGUAGGGACAGCGGUUACGCUAGCCUCUCAGGCGAGACGACCCGUCAGACGCAGGGCCUAGCACGAUUCAUCCCCGGCCAAGGCAUCCAAAACAUCCCCGAGCAGAGCAUGCUGCAGACGCCCAUCUCGCCCGUCGGCGUCCGCGGGCACUACGCCGUGGCCCCGCAGAUCCAGCGGCGCGCGUCCGACGCCGCGGCGCCGGGGAAGACGCUGAGCGAGCUCGGCAGGGGCGUGCCGCUGCACUCCGUGCCGACGUCGUGGCCGCUGUACAUCGUCGAGUUCAAGGCGGGGCGCACGGAUCUGUUCUACAGCACGGACCAUGCGCCCGACAUCCGCGUCGGAGACCUCGUGAUCGUCGAGGCGGACCGCGGGAAGGACCUGGGCAAGGUCAUCAACGACACCAUAACGCUCGCGGAGGUGGAGGCGUUCCAGAAGCAGCAGAAGCUGAUGAACUACGCCGACGUGCAUGGUGUCCCCACGAGCCCCACUGCGACGGGGCCGCCUGCGGGUAAGGAAAUCAACCCGAAGAGGAUAUAUGGCAAGGCGCAGCCGCAGGAUACGCAACCGCUUGCGACGAAAAUGCAGGAUGAGAUCAAGGCGCUGGAGCUGUGCAGGAACAAAGUGCGCCAGAGGAAGCUGCCGAUGGAGGUGGUCGACGCAGAAUACCAGUGGGAUCGCCGGAAGCUGACGUUCUACUUCAUCGCUGAGAAGAGGAUCGACUUCCGUGAACUUGUUCGGGAGUUGUUCCGAUUGUACAAAACGAGGAUCUGGAUGGCCUCGCUCGGCGGUCCUGGAGGUUACGAACAGUGAAAGAGGACGCCGAACAACCGCCCGUCACGACAACAUGUACGACUACAAGAAUCCAUGCUCCACCCAGUAAACCUAUAGGCC
Rhodofomes roseus is the source of this 2193-nucleotide messenger RNA. Its product is annotated as PSP1-domain-containing protein. The record is from RefSeq and is a predicted model, not a curated record. Gene Ontology annotation, cellular component: cytoplasm. The transcript is spliced from 5 exons. Bases 148 to 2112 code for a protein of 654 amino acids. NCBI's taxonomy places the organism in Eukaryota, Fungi, Basidiomycota, Agaricomycetes, Polyporales, Fomitopsidaceae.